Messenger RNA from Abrus precatorius (Indian licorice), 1938 nucleotides. Its product is annotated as LEAF RUST 10 DISEASE-RESISTANCE LOCUS RECEPTOR-LIKE PROTEIN KINASE-like 1.1. The coding region runs from base 1 to 1938 and encodes 645 amino acids. Gene Ontology annotation, molecular function: ATP binding; protein kinase activity. NCBI's taxonomy places the organism in Eukaryota, Viridiplantae, Streptophyta, Magnoliopsida, Fabales, Fabaceae. Gene Ontology annotation, biological process: protein phosphorylation. The record is from RefSeq and is a predicted model, not a curated record. The transcript is spliced from 4 exons.
AUGUUUCAAGUUGACAUGCUUUGGAUGACGCUUGUCAUUCUGUGGGCUGGAAUUGGAAAUGGGGACCAUGAAGAUUGUCCACCCUAUUUUGAUUGUGGAAGCCAUGGGAGGUUUGGCUACCCUUUCACCAAGGUAGAACGCCCAGAUUGUGGUAUAUGGUCAAUCCAUGGUUGCGAUGAUCAUAAUCCAAAUUCAGGGCAAAAUGUCAUAUUAAGUUUUGGAACAACCUCGAUUAAGGUUAGAAAAUUUGAGUUGGAUUUUGUCACUACUACAGUUUACUUUAUUGAUGAAGAUCUCAACAAACUUUUGCUAUCAGAAAGUUGUGAAACCUUCAGCCAUAAUGUUACACUUCCACCCAGUUCUCCCUUGGGUUAUUAUACCUUACUUAAUAAUAUAACACUGUUCAAAUGCAACCGCAUCCUCAAAGUCAACCCUCCAAAAACUUUCCUCAAAAAUACAAGCUGUGGCUAUGAUAUCUUCAUAGGCCCUCCACACUCUGAUGACGUGUCUCAGCGCUCUCUAGCAGUUUGUUCAAUGGUUCAGCUUCCCAUUAAUGGCUUUGCAAUCUCUGCAAACCCAUUUGCAUUCUUAACUGCUGAGAUUCCCAUGCAGUUCCUUCCCUCAGAUGAGUGUUUGCUGUGUCUUCAUCAUAGAGGCCAAUGUCGACUUGCCAGCCAAGGAAAAGUUUAUUGCGCCCAAAGGAAGGAUAAAAGAAAUUCGGAUUGGAAGCCAGGAUGGGUAUUAGGUAACGUAAUAUAUUCAACCAUGGCAGGUAUAGGUGUUAUUGCUCCAUGGAUAAUAAUAAUGUUUGGGUUAUUCUUCGCAUUACGGCACUGUAAACGGAAAUAUGGUUCCGCACAAGGUCCAUUCCAAUCAAGAAACACUCCAGUUGAUCCCUACGAAAAUCCAGACACAGAGACGGAGAGGAUCUUCUUUGGUGUACCCGUCUUCUCCUAUAAGGAGCUUCAAGAAGCAACCAGCAAUUUUGACCUCACUAGAAAGCUUGGAGAUGGAGGCUUCGGCAGCGUUUACUAUGGAAAACUCCAAGAUGGAAGGGAAGUUGCAGUGAAAUACUUGUUCGAGAACAAUUACAGGAGAGUGCAACAGUUUAUGAAUGAAAUUGAGAUUCUCACUCGUCUGCGCCACAGAAAUCUCGUGUCCCUCUAUGGCUGCACCUCACGCCACAGCCGCGAGCUACUUCUUGUCUACGAAUAUGUCCCUAAUGGCACACUUGCCUACCAUCUACAUGGCGAUUUUGGAAGAGCUAGUUCGCUGACAUGGCCAAUUCGAAUGCGAAUUGCGAUUGAGACGGCAACAGCAUUGGCUUAUCUCCAUGCUUCCGACAUCAUUCACCGUGAUGUCAAAACCAACAACAUUCUACUUGACAUUAGUUUUUCAGUUAAAGUAGCAGAUUUUGGGCUUUCAAGGUUGCUCCCCAAUGACGUAAGCCACGUUUCCACAGCCCCACAAGGGACACCGGGAUAUCUUGAUCCUGAAUAUUUCCAAUGCUACCAGCUCACAGAUAAGAGUGAUGUGUAUAGCUUUGGGGUUGUGCUCAUUGAGUUAAUAUCAUCUAUGCCAGCUGUUGAUGCAGGGAGGGAAAGGGAUGAAAUUAACUUGGCAAAUCUAGCCAUAAAGAAAAUUCAGAAAGGUGAACUUGGUGAGUUGGUGGGUCCAUCCCUUGGUUUUGAGUCAGACCGUGAAGUUAAAAGGAUGCUAACUUCAGUGGCAGAAUUGGCUUUUCAGUGUGUGCAAGGAGACAAGUUAUUAAGACCUUCCAUGGAACAAGUUCUUAAAACACUCGUGAGAAUUGAAGGUGGGAAUUAUGAAUAUGAGGAUCUAGUACAAGGAAAUGAUGAUGGUGAUGGGACCUCGCACAGUGAAGAAGUAAUGUUUUUCACUACCCGCGGGACUGAGGUUAGGGUAGAUUUGUUAUGA